AUGAUGCUGGUGACCCUGUAUCUCGCCUUGACAGCGUUCCUCCAACCCCAGACUGUCCAUUCCUGCGAGGACCAUGAUUGGAGCUCGCCUGUGCUGGGAGGUUAUGUCGACCAUGGUCUAAUGAAGACGCAUGAUCUCGCAAAACGAAUACAACCAAAUGCUCUGGUUACCCCUGCGCAGCCGAUCAAGGACCUGCAUUGGGGACAGCUCAACUUCCUGCAUACCACUGACACCCACGGCUGGUUGGCUGGACAUCUGCUCGAUGAGAAUUACAGUGCAGACUAUGGCGACUUCGCCGAUUUCGUGCAAAAGAUGAAAGCAAAGGCCGACGCUCUGGGGGUUGAUCUGCUGCUCAUUGAUUCUGGCGACCUCCACGAUGGGACUGGCUUUGGCGAUGCCACCACACCUAAUGGAAGACUCACCCUUCCCAUUUUCAAGAAGUUGCCCUACGAUCUGUUAUCAAUCGGGAACCACGAGCUCUAUACCACCGAGAUUGCAAACGACACCUAUCACAACUUCGCGCCGUACUGGGGCGGCCGCUACAUCACUUCCAAUGUCGACUUCAACGGGACGGGGGUGGCCCAACCCUUCUCGCAACGAUACGCGUAUUGGGAGACCAAGUUUGGCAUCCGGAUCAUGUCAUUCGCCUUCAUCUUCAAUUUCACCGGUAACAGCAAUGCCUCCGUUGUGACUCCGGUUGGUGAUGCCGUCAAGCAAUCGUGGUUCCAGGAACAAGUAAGCCGAUCGGACAUCGACAUGUUCCUGGUUGCGGGACACAUCACUCUACGCAAUUCGACCGAGUGGGGGCUUAUCUACGCUGCCAUCCGGGAACACCAUCCCACCACGCCCAUCCAGAUCUUCGGCGGUCACAGGCACGUUCGUGACGCCGUGGUGUUCGAUGCAAAUGCGGUGGGCAUAGCAUCGGGGAGGUACUGCGAAACCGUUGGCUGGGUUUCUGUCAAUGGCUUACCCAAGAACGUCACCCGAGCCAACUCGCCAUCAGGCAAUGCGACGAAGAUCACACAGUCUCCGUCGGCUGUGCCUGGGGUCCAGCCCAACCGCAAUUCGUCUCUAUCCUAUUCGCGACAGUACCUGGACUUUAACCGCUACAGCUUUGAAUUCCACACGACCACAACCGAGCAGACGUUCAAUACCAGCCUCGGCGAGGGCAUCAGCGAGAACAUCACCAGUGCGGUGGACAGCCUUCCGGAACUGACCGAGAAGCUAGGCUGCGUUCCCGCGAGUUACUACAUCGACCGCUAUCCAAUCACUUCGAACCGCAGUUUGUUUCACUACCUGACGAGUGUGGUCUUCCCAGCAGUCGUGGUCGCCCCGAAUCGUACCCAACAGCCACGCAUCAUCCUGACCAACACAGGCGGAUUCCGCUACGAUCUGCUCCAGGGGCCCUUCACCAUCGACAACGCUUACCAGACGAACCCCUACGAGAACUACUGGAUGCGCAUGACGGCGCCUUGGUCUGUGGCCAAGGACCUGCUCCUCAACAUGCAGACGGACAAAGUCUACAAGCGCGCCGUCAACGAGACGGAUCUGACCGAGACGUUGGGCUAUGUGACGAAAGAUGAUCUAGGCACUGACGGCGACAACAUUGUGCAUAUCCCCCAGGGAAGUGCGAGUGUGCCGCACUAUGUUCAAGCGAAUGUCAGCGUCGCCAAUGCUUCAGAUUCAACCCUUGUCGACGUCUAUGCCACCAGUUUCUUCACCGCCGCCGCCGGGAAGUAUCUCCAGGGCAAUACCAGCGACUGGAUCCGCGCGGAUGGCAAUUUCAGCUCCUUUGACACGCUGCCGCGCAUGGCACAGCAGUACUGGAGCAAGGAUUGCUGA
This is a messenger RNA of Capronia coronata CBS 617.96, 1842 nucleotides long. RefSeq lists its product as uncharacterized. Gene Ontology annotation, biological process: nucleotide catabolic process. Gene Ontology annotation, molecular function: hydrolase activity. Bases 1 to 1842 code for a protein of 613 amino acids. Lineage: Eukaryota; Fungi; Ascomycota; Eurotiomycetes; Chaetothyriales; Herpotrichiellaceae. The record is from RefSeq and is a predicted model, not a curated record. Gene Ontology annotation, cellular component: cytosol. The transcript has a single exon.